Clunio marinus is the source of this 186-nucleotide messenger RNA. The record is from the annotation of a GenBank genome assembly. Lineage: Eukaryota; Metazoa; Arthropoda; Insecta; Diptera; Chironomidae.
AUGAAACAACAUCGAUCAGACACCAUGAAGCUUUUCAAGUUGAAGCAAACUAGUUUAGCUGGUAUUGAGCAAUCACUCACUCGGCAUAUUAUCAAUGAGUUGCGGCUACAUGACCUCGAUAUUAAACAUGACACUCUUGGUCAAGCUCUCUUUGAAUAUUUAGCGUCAACAGAGUUACAAAAUUAA